Messenger RNA from Theobroma umbraticum, 2017 nucleotides. It is a transcript of the gene PMT5, whose product is annotated as polyol/monosaccharide transporter 5. Gene Ontology annotation, cellular component: membrane. Gene Ontology annotation, molecular function: carbohydrate:proton symporter activity. Gene Ontology annotation, biological process: transmembrane transport. The record is from RefSeq and is a predicted model, not a curated record. Lineage: Eukaryota; Viridiplantae; Streptophyta; Magnoliopsida; Malvales; Malvaceae.
ACCCUGCAUCUUAACAAAAGUCGUCUUUGCGGAGCAAACCUGAGAGAUUCAUGGCUGCUUGAAUCUCUAAUACUAUACACACAGUUAGUCUCACUUCUCUUUGUCUUUCUUUGUCUAGCUUUUCGAAGAUGGCUGGGUUGGGAGCAGAGAACGUUGCCGUUUCAAGUCAACCUGUAGUAGACAACAAAACUCUUGCUGAUUUUGAGCCUGCAAAGAAACCUAAACGAAACAAGUUCGCUUUUGCUUGCGCCAUACUUGCUUCCUUAACUUCAAUUUUACUUGGUUAUGAUAUUGGAGUAAUGAGUGGAGCCAUAAUCUACAUACAAGACGACCUCAAAAUCAACGACGUUCAAGUUGAGAUCCUUGUCGGUAUCCUCAACUUGUACUGUCUCGUCGGUUCAUGCCUGGCCGGUAGAACUUCUGACUGGAUCGGUCGUCGUUACACCAUCGUGUUCGCUUGUGCCAUAUUCUUUGUAGGAGCUCUCCUCAUGGGCUUUGCCACCAACUACGCUUUCCUUAUGGUUGGUCGUUUUGUAGCUGGUAUCGGCGUUGGCUAUGCCCUCAUGAUUGCUCCCGUCUACACUGCUGAAGUCUCCCCUGCUUCCUCUCGCGGUUUCCUCACCUCAUUCCCAGAGGUGUUUAUCAAUGGUGGUAUAUUGUUGGGCUACGUUUCGAACUAUGCAUUUUCGAAGCUGCCAACUAACCUAGGUUGGCGGCUAAUGCUUGGCAUUGGUGCAGUCCCAUCGGUUUUCUUGGCUAUUGGUGUUAUAGCGAUGCCCGAGUCCCCGCGUUGGCUGGUUAUGCAAGGCCGACUCGGUGAAGCCAAGAGAGUUCUGGAGAAAACUUCAGACACUAAAGAAGAAGCUCAGCUUAGACUCAGUGACAUCAAAGAAGCAGCAGGAAUCCCCCAAGAUUGCACCGACGACAUCGUUCAGGUCCAAAAGCAAAGCCAUGGGGAAGGUGUCUGGAAAGAAUUACUUUUAUACCCCACACGCCCUGUUAGGCAUGUGUUGAUUUGUGCCAUCGGGAUUCAUUUCUUCCAGCAAGCAUCCGGCAUAGACGCUGUUGUUUUGUACAGUCCAAGGAUCUUUGAAAAAGCCGGGAUCACAUCAUCAAACGAGAAGCUACUCGCCACCGUAGCCGUCGGAUUUGUCAAGACAAUCUUCAUUUUGGUGGCUACCUUUUUGCUAGAUAGAAUCGGACGUCGUCCGUUGCUUCUCAGUAGCGUAGGAGGCAUGAUCGCAUCAUUAGCUACACUCGGGCUUUCACUGACGAUCAUCGAUCAUUCAGACGAGAAACUAAUGUGGGCCAUCGCAUUAUGCAUCACGAUGGUUUUGGCUUACGUGGCAUGCUUCUCUAUAGGGAUGGGCCCCAUCACGUGGGUGUACAGCUCGGAGAUCUUCCCGUUGAGGCUACGCGCCCAGGGAGCGAGUAUGGGAGUGGCGGUUAACAGGGUGACCAGUGGGGUAAUUUCGAUGACCUUUAUUUCGUUGUAUAAUGCUAUAUCCAUUGGCGGGGCGUUUUACUUGUAUACCGGGGUUGCGACGGUGGCAUGGUUCUUUUUCUACACGUGCUUGCCGGAAACCCAAGGGAAAACGCUGGAGGAAAUGGAAGGGCUCUUUGGCAAAUUGGUGGGUUGGAGGAAGGAGGCUAAGAGGCUGAAGAUGAGUGUGAAGGAAGAUAACGGUGAUGGAACAAGUAACGGUCAUAUUCAGCUAGGAAAUACGAGUACUAACAGUCGCUAAGGUUAUAUAAAGAAGGGUAGUAUGGUAAAUAUAAGCGUUUGGUAUGCUUUAGAUAUGAAAUGAAGAAGAAGAAGAGUAGGUUUGUUUUUCCUUUUUCCUGCUUCUUUUUUGUUUCCAAAGAAAAUGAAGUUCAAGGUGUGACCCUCGCGGGUGAAAAAAAGGAAGAAAAUGUAAAAAGGGUGGGUCAGAGAAAAAAAGGCUUUUAUGCCAUGGAAAACCCGAAAAGGAAAAUUAUUAUGAAUUCCAAAAGAAACACUUUACAAUCUCCUUAA